Messenger RNA from Passer domesticus (house sparrow), 3604 nucleotides. RefSeq names its product PAT1 homolog 1, processing body mRNA decay factor (gene PATL1). Gene Ontology annotation, cellular component: P-body. Bases 233 to 2527 code for a protein of 764 amino acids. Gene Ontology annotation, molecular function: RNA binding. NCBI's taxonomy places the organism in Eukaryota, Metazoa, Chordata, Aves, Passeriformes, Passeridae. The record is from RefSeq and is a predicted model, not a curated record. Gene Ontology annotation, biological process: P-body assembly; deadenylation-dependent decapping of nuclear-transcribed mRNA. The transcript has 19 exons.
CUGUGCGCGGGACAAAAAGGGACGCUGCCCCUUUAAGAAACACUAGAAAGGGGGCGUGGUCUAUACUGGGCGUGGUCCAGUUGGCCCCGCCCCACGCGCGCCGGUGGGCGGGACUCGGGGCGGUGGCGGUGGAUGACGUCAUGCGGCUGCGCCCGCGGCGGCGCAUGCGCGGCGGGGCCCGGGGCCUGGUCGGGCGGCGCGGAGCCUGCGGGCGGGGGGCGCCGGCGCCGCCAUGUUCCGGUACCCGUCCCUGGAGGACUGCCCGCUGGACGAGGAUGAGGACGCCUUCCAGGCCCUGGGGGAGGAGGACGAAGACAUCGACCAGUUCAACGAUGACACCUUCGGCGCCGGGGCCGUCGAUGACGACUGGCAGGAGGCCCACGAGCGGCUGGCGGAGCUGGAGGACAAGGCCGGCUCGAGCCGGGAGCGGGACGGCCCCGCUGGGAGCGACGGGGACGUCCUGGGCGACCCCGAGGACGCGCUGGCCGAGCGGCUGACGCGCCUGGUCAUCGACAGCGAGCUGGAGGACCCGGCCAUCAUGCAGGCCGUGCACACCAGGGACCCCCCGCAGCAGCCCGCGGGGCUGAACUCCAGCAUCUGGGACAGCUCAGCCGUGCUGCGGCGCAUCCGGGGGCCGCUCCUCGCUCAGGAGAUGCCCUCGGUGUCCGUGCUGGACUACGCCCUGCCGCAGAGGCCCGCGCCGGCUCGGGAUGAGGAGCGGGACCCGUCGGAGCGGGCGCUGCCGCGGCGCUCCUCCUCGCCCGUCAUCGGGAGCCCCCCGGUGCGGGCCAUCCCCAUCGGCACCCCCCCCAAGCAGCCCGCCAUCCCAAACUUCAACCAGCAGAUCCUGUGUCCCAAGCCUGUCCACAUCCGAGCUACCAUGCAGCAGCGUUAUCCCGCUCCCUAUGGAGAGAGGAUGUCCCCCAACCAGCUCUGCAAUGUUCCGAAUUCCUCCCUCCUGGGCCACCCGUUCCCCCACAGCGUCUCUCCCGUUCUCACACACCUGCAGAGAGCCCAGCUGCUCGGAGGAGCCCAGGCCGGCCGAAUGUCCCCCAGCCAGUUUGCCCGGGUGUCCGGGCUGGUGGGGAGCCCGCUGCCCUCGGUGAACCCCAAACUGCUCCAGGGCAGGGUCGGGCAGAUGAUGUCCCCGGCCGGAGGGUUCCGUGCCUUUUUCGGGGCUCCCCCCGCCCCGCCCCCCUCGCAGCUGCCGCACCCUCCGGGCCCCGGAUCCCACCUGCAGAACCUGAGGCCGCAGCCCCAGGCGUUCCGGCCGGACACGACCCACCUGCACCCCCAGCACCGCCGGCUCCUGCACCAGCGGCAGCAGCAGAACCGCAGCCAGCACCGGAGCCUCAACGGCUCCGGGGGGGACCGAGGGGGCCACCGGAGCAGCCAUCAGGAGCAGAUCCGUAAGGAUCCCUACGCCAACCUCAUGCUGCAGCGGGAAAAGGACUGGGUGUCCAAGAUCCAGAUGAUGCAGCUGCAGAGCACUGAUCCCUACCUGGAUGAUUAUUAUUAUCAGAAUUACUUCCAGAAGCUGGAGAAGUUGGCAGCAGCCGAGGAAGUGCACGGUGACGGCCCCAAGAAGGAGCGCACUAAACUCAUCACCCCUCAGGUGGCCAAGCUGGAGCACACCUACAAGCCAGUGCAGUUUGAGGGCUCGCUGGGAAAGCUCACCGUCUCCAGUGUCAACAACCCCCGGAAGAUGAUCGACGCCGUGGUGACGUCCCGCAGCGAGGAUGAUGAGACAAAGGAGAAGCAGGUUCGGGAUAAGAGGCGACAGACACUCGUCACCAUCGAGAAGACGUACAGCCUCCUCCUGGACGUGGAGGACUACGAGCGCCGCUACCUCCUGAGCCUGGAAGGGGAGCGGCCAGCCCUGAUGGAAGAGAGGAAGCAGAAGAUCUGUGACAUGUACGACAAUCUGAGGGGGAAGGCACCUGGGCAGGACAGGCCGAGCGAUGACCACUUUGUGCAGAUCAUGUGCAUCCGGAAAGGAAAGCGCCUGGUGGCCCGGAUCCUUCCCUUCCUGGCUCCAGAGCAAGCGGCCGACGUGCUCAUGGCCACGGCCAGGAACCUGCCCUUCCUCAUCAAGAAGGAUGCUCAGGAUGAGGUGCUUCCCUGCCUCUUGAGGCCCUUUUCCCACGUCCUCUACCACCUUCCCUUGGGAACAGUCACCAGCCUUGUGCAGCAGCUCACGAACCUACCUCAGAGCGCCGCCGCUCCCUCCAACCUGCACCUCACUGCUGUGCUCCAAAACAAGUUUGGUCUGUCCCUGCUGUACCUGGUCCUGAGCCGAGGGGAGGAAUUGCAGAGCUCGGACACGAACACAGAGCUGAUGCAGGACAACCAAUGGACGGAGCUGAUGCUGAUGGCGACCCGGGAGCUGCUGCGGAUCCCUCAGGGAGCCCUGGCAAAGCCCGUGUCCAUCCCCUCCAACCUGAUCUCCCUCUUCUCUCGCUACGUUGACCAGCAGAAGCUGAACCUGCUGGAGACAAAAUUGCACUUAGUGCAGGGGAUCCGAUAGAUCUCCGUGGCUCCUCGCCACCACUGGAAUGUUCCAGAGGAAGGAAGGAUGGAAGGAAGGAAGGAUGGAGGGCACACGGUUCACCCCACACGGUUCCCCUGACGCCCGGCCUGGCACACGGAGCGCAUCUGCCCCCCAAUCCCUGGAUCAGCAGGAAGAGGGGGAUGUUUGGCUGCUCCCCCCUUUCCCACAAAGUGCUGCCUUUCCCUGCUGCUCCCAAUUUCCCCACGACUCCCUCUGCACCCCCAAAAGCUGCUGCUUCCCCCCCAAACACACACACACACACACACACACACACACACACACACUACGGAGGAUCCCGGGGAGCCCCUCGCUCCACAUCCAUGGCCAGGGGUUCUCCGCUCGUUCCCUGCUCCUUUUCCAGCCCUUCCCACAAGCACUGAGCUCUGCUUCCUGCCCUUCCCCACACUUCACACACUUGUUUCGCACACUCGCCACGUCUUCCCAAAAUUCGGCUCCUUCCCUCCCCCCGGGGUCAGCCCAGCAGCCCCGGGGUGGGGGGCACAGCCGGCUCUCUGUCCCCUCCGGAUCAGAUCCGGGUGGCUUCAGCUGUGCUGCUCCUCGGGAAGGUGGUGGUGGUGGUUGGGGGAUAAAUUUUACCCUUUUUUUUUUUUUUUUUUUUUUUUUUGCUUUUGAAAAGAAAAAAAAAAAAACCAAGAGAUUUGCACAUGUAAGGAUUUUACACCCUGGAAUUCCUCCUGGCAUUAACCAGCCCCACCUCUGCUCCCAGCCCCUUCCCUGUCCUUUUUCUCUGACAGAUCAAGUGGAAAGUUCAUUUAUUUUUAUUUUAUUUUAUUGCUUUUUUCCUGCUUUUUUGUUUUGUUUUUUUCUUUUUUUUUUCUUUUUUCCCCUUUUUUUUUUGUUUUUUCCCCCUCUUUUUUGCUUUUUUUUCUUCAUUUCAUUUGCUUGCAGUAAUUUUUUUUUGUUUGUUUGUUUGUUUUGUUUUUUUCCUUCCCCAUCCCUCCCAGUUUUUCGUUCUGGUUAAUGAGAAUAAAGUUUCUAAAUUUACAUUUUUAUAGGGUAUUGUAAAUAAAGAUGAAUUGUAUACGGCUGCCA